Messenger RNA from Boleophthalmus pectinirostris (great blue-spotted mudskipper), 2003 nucleotides. Its product is annotated as axonemal dynein light intermediate polypeptide 1-like. Gene Ontology annotation, cellular component: axoneme; filopodium. The transcript is spliced from 6 exons. The record is from RefSeq and is a predicted model, not a curated record. Gene Ontology annotation, molecular function: dynein heavy chain binding. NCBI's taxonomy places the organism in Eukaryota, Metazoa, Chordata, Actinopteri, Gobiiformes, Gobiidae. Bases 675 to 1448 code for a protein of 257 amino acids.
AUUCUGACCCAUUGGGUUUUACGCGUAUCAUUUCAAAGAAUAACAAUAGGAAACACUGUCAAUGUUGAUCACCGCAAUAGACAAGAAAUGCCAGAAAAGUAUCAUAUACUAACAACGGCUCCGAAUGGGAAAUUUACAGUGUUCAAGACGCACAUCCAGCAUGUCAACUCCUCCCAUGGAAUCAUUGUACUCCUGGAUGUUCAGCUGAUCUGGUCUGGGUUGUCAUGGCAACCUGUUCACCUUCAAAGCUCACAUCAGGCAACUCAAAGCCUUUCUUUUGCCACUUGUAAGCUUUUGCGGCACGAUUUGGCUCCAUCUGUGAGCUAGCAGUCUCGGCAAACGGCACAUCCUCAUCAUUGGACGAGUCAUUGUCUUGGGCAGAAGAUUCACAUCAUCACUUUCAACAUCUGGUUGAAACAAUUAAUCAGAAUCGCUAUCGCUGGUUUGCUGAGAAGAGAAUUUUGUUAGGGUAGGUUUCCAGCUCAACAAAACACCAUUUGGUCAGCUAUCUUGUCACUCCCACUCUGGCUCGUGUCAGUUCAAUAUUUAUCCACUAGGUGUCUCUAUGCAGGGGCCAGAAGUAGCACUCUGAGCUUUUGAGGUUAAAUUUGACUUUUUUUUGGUUUUCCAGGGUUAAUUUAGCAUCUACAGUAAAUAGUUUUUACGUUCCCACCAUGAUCCCACCGGCAGACUCGCUGCUGAAGUAUGACAACCCGGUGCUCAUGAGCCAAAGGCCAAGACUCAAGUCUCCAAAGGGUCGCAACUUUAAAGUCAGUCCCCAGCAGUCUCCAGACACCACCCCUGUGCCUCCUCCCCCCAAACCAAAACCAGAGACUGAACAACACAAUGAAGACAUCCUCAGUUCCAUACUUCCUCCCAGAGAAUGGAUAGAGGGGAAUCAAUUAUUUGUGCAGAAAGUGUCCAGUGCCUCUUCUACAAGAUCAGAUGUGAUUAAACUAACUGAACAACUGGACACAAAGUUACAACAGAAACAGGCCAGACUCACAGGCAUCUGCCCAGUGCGCAGGGAACUCUACUCACAGUGCUUUGAUGAGCUGAUCAGACAAGUGACCAUAAACUGUGCAGAGAGAGGUCAGCUGCUGUUAAGAGUGAGAGAUGAAAUAAAGACAACCAUUGCAACAUAUCAGACAAUCUACGAGAGCAGUGUGGCAUUUGGGAUGAGCAAGGCCUUGCAGUCAGAACUUGACAAGUCUGACAGGGAGAAAAAGAUUGCAACACUGGAGAGUGAGAAGCAGGAUCUAAUCAAGCAGCUACAGGAGGAGAAGGCCAAAUGUGAUGCCAUUGAGAAAAGAGAAGCCGAGAGGAGACAGGUAGAGGAGAAGAAGCACUCAGCAGAGAUCCAAGUUCUGAACACCUCCAACAAACUGCUCAAGACCGAGCUGGAAGCAAUCAUCACAUCUAAGAAGCAACCUACACCUACGAAAUAAUCAUCUUUUAUUUUUUUGUUACCAUUCAUUAUCAAAUAUGAAAUCAAAUACAGUUUUAGCAACAACUGCACAUUGUGGUGUUACAGUAAGAUUUAAAUACUGUAAACUGGAAUACACUUUCAAACCAACAGAAGGUUUGCCAGGGUAAAAGACAAGUCAGUAACAGCUCCCAGCCUUUGCCUCUGUAAAUGAUAACAGAGAAAUUAAGGCAUCACGUAGACCCUUGUCUCAACCAGUUAAAAUUCCAGAGCAGAAUUAAAUAAAGAUUUAUUUGUUGUGUCGUAUAUUAUCCAGUCUAGUGCUUUGAUCUCUUGGCUUUAUGGCCUUCUGUAGCAGAUGCUGGCUUCUUUCGGUUUUUGUUCUUGUUUUUCACAUUGUGUGUUUCAUAAUAGCGCACACCCACUUUCUUAUCCUUCUUCGCCCGUUCUAUUGCUCUAUUCUGUUGAGACAAAAAUAUAAAGGGACAAAUGAGACAAAAAUGUAAUAUAUGUAAUAUAUAAGUCUUCCGGUCAUCUGCGCACAUUUUUGUUCAACAUAAUAUCUAUUUUCUAUUUU